Gongylonema pulchrum is the source of this 315-nucleotide messenger RNA. The record is from the annotation of a GenBank genome assembly. NCBI's taxonomy places the organism in Eukaryota, Metazoa, Nematoda, Chromadorea, Rhabditida, Gongylonematidae.
AUGCUCACAGCACUGAGUCAGGAAAAAUUUGAAAAAGAUAGCUGCAUGGAUGUGAAAAACUUACUGAUUGCUGGAGCAGCAAUUGACGAGCAAGAUGACUGCGGAGAAACAGCACUUAUUUUGGCCGUAAAGGCAGGUCGUUCCGAGGUAGUGAAGUGCCUACUGGAUGAAAACGCCGACCCAACCAUAAUCGACGAUCAUGGACGCACCGCAUUGCAUCAUGCCGCUUCAAUUAAUGAUCCUGAUAUCGUGCGCAUGCUUCUUCAGUACCCUGUAGUCCAGGCAAGCCCCUUAUACUUUUUCGACCUUUUUUAA